Molecule: messenger RNA, 643 nt
Organism: Amphimedon queenslandica
Lineage: Eukaryota; Metazoa; Porifera; Demospongiae; Haplosclerida; Niphatidae
Exons: 3
Coding region: 1-609 (202 amino acids)
Source: RefSeq, a predicted model, not a curated record
AUGCCUGAAAUAAUCAAGCAGAUCCUCUCAGUAGUUCCUCUUGCAGUACUUCUAUUGUCACUGGGAGCUGCUGGUACUUCUCUUGGUCUCAUUCAGGCUAACACUGAUAAUGGGAUAGCAUGUCGUUUUUUCAUUACUUAUACUCAAGCUAUGAACUCAAGUCUGAUAAAUUACAAUGUACCCACUUGUAAGUUGAGUGUAGCAAGUGCUGCCAUUGCUACAAUAUGUCUGGCUCUGCUAACUGCCAUUGAGCUAAUCAGUGUUUUAUUUCAAAUAAAUGUCAAAAGGUUGAUUGCUGUCAUUAUUCAAGCUGGAUUCUUUGUUGGUUCUAUUUUGUUCCUAUUGAUUACCAUGAUUGUGGUUUCAGCUGGUUGGGGAAAGACUUGUGCUACAUACAAAAACAUAAUGAGCUUAGAUGGUAACAUUGACUGCACUGGACCACAAUAUUUCUCUGGUGUUGGACCGUAUGCACCAAAUGGUGCAGAUUUCAUUACAGCUGCUGUACUUGCUGGUGUUGGUGCUGCAAUAGCUGCUGGAGCUUUUUGCUACUCAAUUGUGAAGCUGAUGAGGAGGUCAAAAGAUGAUAAUGAAACUACUCUAAACUACUGAACACUGACUAUAAUGUAACAUUGACUCUAAUUAC